AUGCAGGUUCCAACGCCAAGCCAGGUACCAUACCAGUUCUAUCCAGGUCCUGGCCAUGCUCCACAUAUGGCCCCUGCUCCUGGCACCUACGGUCUCAAAAGACCCCGUGGAGGAUUCCAGAUUCUGGCACCUACUCCCAACCAACCAGCCAUGUACCCUGUGAUGUGGGGUUAUGGCUCACCAAUACCCCUGGUUAGAAGCCAACAAUGGAUUACUUCAAGUGACUUUUAUCCCCAGCCUGCCAUUCAGGUGAUGUACCAGCCGAGUACGCAAGUUUCCGGCACCGAAGUUUCCCAAUAUGGCCGUUCUAGUGCUGAAAGCACCGGUGAUGAGAGCGCCAGUGUUGAAGGCUCCAUCGAUGCCGGCUCUAGUGAUAAAAACUCUAACGAUGAAAGCUCCAGCGAGGAAAGUUCGACUGAUGGUACCUUGACUGAUGGGAUCUACGGUGGUAAAUCAUUUCACCCCGAGAUUCUUCAUCACUUGGCUUCCUUUCAGGGAACGCUUGACAAAAGUCCUCCUGGUCUUGAUAACGUCUCGAGUGAAAUCUCUGGAGAGGCAUUAUCCGGGUCUUCAUCGUCAAAUGAUGAAGUCGAUGGGCUCGAAAAUGAGUCCCAUUGCUGUAAGGGAGGACAGGAAGACUCUUCCGAGAUCUAUGGAUCUUAUACAGCGCCAUACUUUAUUUGUUUAGCCUGUGAGAUUCCGAGGCCAACCAGAUUGGAGGAUUCUGGCAUCUGCAUGUACUGCUUUGAAAAUCCGAUCCAAUAUUGCAUCCAAGGAGGCCACGAGGACGAUCGGGUUUCGUUCAUCGACCCUGAGGGGCGAUUGCAUGAGGUUUGUAAUCGAUGUCGUUCUAACACGAAUCCCAACUAG
Molecule: messenger RNA, 870 nt
Organism: Penicillium daleae
Lineage: Eukaryota; Fungi; Ascomycota; Eurotiomycetes; Eurotiales; Aspergillaceae
Exons: 2
Coding region: 1-870 (289 amino acids)
Source: RefSeq, a predicted model, not a curated record